GGCAAAUCUUUUUCUUUUUUGUUAUUAUUAUUAUUAUUAUUAUGCUUUCGAUUGCUAAACGAAGCUUCUCUUCAUGUCGAGUUCUUCUUCAUGAAAACCCUUUGGGGUUACCUCGACACAAAUCUCCCCCUACCAUACCUAGAGCUCAACGUGGUCUACCAAAGAAAAUGCCUAUUGCUAAUGUCAAGCAUGUUGUGGUAGUUGCUUCUGGAAAAGGAGGUGUUGGCAAAUCAACAACAGCAGUCAAUAUUGCCCUGGCUGCUGCUGGCAUGAAAAAAAGAGUAGGCAUUCUAGAUGCAGAUAUAUUUGGUCCAUCUGUACCUAAACUGAUGAACUUGAAGGGUGAACCAGAACUGACAGAGAAAGGUGAUCGUUUAAUACCAUUGACAAACUAUGGUGUCAAGUGUAUGUCAAUGGGAUUUUUAGUAGAUCAAGAUGCACCUGUUGUUUGGAGAGGAUUGAUGGUCAUGAAAGCACUUCAGCAAUUACUGCAUCAAGUAGAGUGGGGACCCUUGGAUUUACUUGUGAUUGAUAUGCCACCAGGCACAGGUGACGUUCAAUUGACCAUCAGUCAACAAGUGGUGGUAGAUGGUGCUGUUAUUAUCUCUACACCUCAAGACAUUGCUCUCAUUGAUGCCGUCAAAGGGACCAACAUGUUUAAAAAAGUGAAUGUACCUAUUCUCGGUAUGGUACAAAACAUGUCCCUGUUCAUUUGUCCCAACUGUCAUCAUGAAUCUCAUAUCUUUGGUCAUGAUGGUGCUGCUCGUAUGGCUCAAGAUUUACAGGUUCCUUUGUUAGGUGAAGUACCACUUCAUGCUGAUAUCUGUACAUUGUCAGAUGCUGGCAAACCUAUUGUUGUCUCCAAACCUGACAGUCCCUUUUCUACUCAUUAUCGCUCCAUUACACAAAAUAUCUUUGAUCGUUUGUCUGAAAUCAAGCAAUAAAAUGUCCCAUUCGUUUGUUUGUCCUUUAUUAAAGUCUAGGUUAUUUAUUGUUCGUACUUGUGCUUGAUAUCUUCCCAUUGUUUCUAUUAAAAAGUGUAAGUCAUUGAAUUGCAAGGAACAGUGACUUACGCCCUUGUUAAUGUUGUUCCAGAUCUUUUCAGUGGCAGAAUCGAAACCCAUUUCAAAGACAAGGGCACCAGCAAAGAUAGAGGUGACAAAGACAGAGUUCUUCUUGAAGAUGGAGCUGUAGAUUGUACGAGUCAAACCAGAAGCAGGAGCAGCAGGCAUUUUAAAUAUAAGAGAGUGGGGAGUCGUUAAAAAAAAAA
Gilbertella persicaria is the source of this 1270-nucleotide messenger RNA. Its product is annotated as P-loop containing nucleoside triphosphate hydrolase protein. Gene Ontology annotation, biological process: mitochondrial respiratory chain complex I assembly; iron-sulfur cluster assembly. Gene Ontology annotation, cellular component: mitochondrion. Bases 42 to 944 code for a protein of 300 amino acids. The transcript has 6 exons. Gene Ontology annotation, molecular function: ATP-dependent FeS chaperone activity; ATP binding; 4 iron, 4 sulfur cluster binding. The record is from RefSeq and is a predicted model, not a curated record. NCBI's taxonomy places the organism in Eukaryota, Fungi, Mucoromycota, Mucoromycetes, Mucorales, Choanephoraceae.